AUGGCGGCUAUGUUGCCAACCAUGAUUGGUCUGAACGAGGCAACUCAGGGGACGCGCGAUCAGGAGGAGAAUCGACGAACCACAGAGCGCAAACAGCGCUGUCAUCUAGUGGCCACCUGUUCUCAUACUCAGGGGACUCCCGAACUACGACAACAGGUCCAGAAUGCAAAGGUCUAUGUGGGUCUGGACGGCAAAUUGCUCAAUGUUUCGAAAGCACGAGCGAGGAGACGAGGCAUCCCGGCCGUCUAUUUGUAA
Messenger RNA from Penicillium argentinense, 255 nucleotides. RefSeq lists its product as uncharacterized. Bases 1 to 255 code for a protein of 84 amino acids. The record is from RefSeq and is a predicted model, not a curated record. The transcript has 2 exons. NCBI's taxonomy places the organism in Eukaryota, Fungi, Ascomycota, Eurotiomycetes, Eurotiales, Aspergillaceae.